CUACUGUAUCGCUACGGUUUCUAUGUCUGCUUGUUUGUGUCCGAGAGGGCUUUCCUCACUCGUAGCCGGCACUCGGGUCCCUCUGCCCUGCCUGCUCCCGCCGCCUCUUUAGCAUCUCCGAGCAGCGGCGAGUAUCAACAGGGGGGCUGGGGUGCUGAAGACCUCCAUGCCCCUUUGCAUGCAGCGCACCUAGAUCACAUUUCUGCAGACUGCAUCAGUGGCCUUAACCUCCCACAUCUCUCUGUGGCUCUCCUCCACAUCCUCCAGCGGCCCUCUCUUCUCCCUCCGAGCGCUCUGCUCCUCAUUCUCCUCUCGGGCUCCCGCCAUCGCGUCCAGCUGUGGCCCUCACAGGGCGCGCUCGCUGGCUCUCACCUGACAGGUCCCUGGCCUCAGGACGACAGCCAGCACCAACACGUUCCCUACAUGAGGGACAAAGCGACACAGACCCCCAGGGCCUGGGCAGAUGAGAGGAGGAGGGGCUCUCACAAACGCUCGGCCUCCUGUGGGAGCACCGACCAGCUCAAGGAGAUUGCCAAAUUGCGUCAGCAGCUUCAGCGCAGCAAACGCAGCAGCCGUCAUCGGAGGGAUAAAGACCGCAAGUCCCCGUUCAAUGGCAGCCAUACCAUCAUCCAGUCGCAGUCGCCUAUGCCCAAAACCAUUCUGAUACCCAUCCCUAUAUCCAAGUCAUCGGCGCCUCGCUUCCGCAACAGCGUGGAGGGCCUCAACCAGGAGAUCGAACGCAUCACCAUCCAAGACACCCCUGAAAAGGACGAGACCAUCGUUCCGCAGGAUGUCCCAGAUGGGCACCGCGCACCCCCACCGGUCCCCCCACGCCGCAGCAGCAGCACGCGCAGCAUCGACACACAGACUCCCUCAGGGGGUGGCCUGAGUGGUAACCAUAGCAACUGCAGUAGCCGUCCCGACUCCAUCUCGCCCUCCUACCUCACCGUCCUCAACGACAUGGGUGGAGGCAGCCCCUACGAGGACAAAGUCUCCUCUCUCUGCCUGUCCUCAGAGCUGGGCCCCUGCUCCCCGCUGCCUAAAUACGCCGCCUCUCCCAGACCCAACAACAGCUACAUGUUCAAGAGAGAACCUCCAGAGGGCUGCGAGAAGGUCAAAGUGUUCGAGGAGUCCAUGCCCAAACCUCUGCAGGAGAUCCCUCCCUUCCUGUGUCCCGACCGCAACAAGGUCAACUUCAUCCCCAACAGCGGCUCUGCCUUCUGCCUCGUCAGCAUCCUGAAGCCCUUACUCCCCGCCCCGGACCUCAACUUCCGCCCCGGGGUGGGCCUCCGAAGCCUGUCCCCGUCCCUCGUGCCUCUGUCCACCCAGCCCUGCCUCCUGGAGGAGCCCGAGAGCUUCUGAUGGCCCUCGAGGUUGAAGUCCCCAUCCCCCCCAAAAAAAGAACCCCCCUCCUCCCCCCCACACACACACAAAAUCCGAAAACAUUGGAAACUAGGAAACAACCCUUCUGCUCCAAAAAAAAAAAUGCCUUCAGCAUGCCAGCUAAGCUCUCUCUGAUGUCCUUAUCUUGUUGAAAAAGCGCUUCCCACUGCCUCUCCUCCUCAGACGACUACAACGUGAGAGUCCUGCAGCCCUGUGCGGGUGUUUGCAGCUAACAUUUCAUCGCUUUCUUCUACCUUUAGUGCUGGUUAUGUUCCUGUUUUUUGGGAGGAAAAGGGCGAAAAAGGACAGACUCUUUUAUUUCAUCGUAUUAUACCAUGGCGCCUUUCCACGGACAUAUCUCUUUUUCUAUCUGUAGUUAUUUCUCUUGAUAUGAAAUAUGCCUUCCAUUACAAAAAAAAAAAAAAAAAAAAAAAAAAACGCUGGUUUCCUUGGCGACCUAGAGUUUGACCACGGAGGCUAAUAUUGGUGCUGCCAGAUAUAUCGUAGCAAAACUUGAACGGUCGUGACAAGGAGAAGUUAAAAAUGUGCCUGAUAUUUUAGACCGCUCAGUUUCGCUCCACCAGCGUAGUGCUCUGAUCAUGUUCGUCCCUUUAGCACGACGCACAUGAUGUUUGCACUACGGUGGCCGUAGAUGCAUACAGAAAGGCGGGGACUGGCGGGAAAUAUACAAGUGAUAUAUUUAAACCACCUGUGAGCUAAAUCCAGACAUCUGUUUUGUACUUUUAUCAGCCAUUUAACUGUAAACUGGUACAAGUCGAUGCCUUUGUUACACUAACUGGUAGCAGUGAACUGGUCCCCUGCCUGGGCGGUGUGUAUCUAUGGGAAACACAGGCCAGGGCUAUGAUGUGUGCAGCGUGUUCAACCUGUGUCUGCUUGCCCCUCCUUCCCAAGCGCCAGCCUUUGCUCAAAACGUCCCCUUUUUAAUCCGCCACCAUCACAACCCCCCCCCCCCUUCUCCCUCCCCUCUUCCGUUCCUCCUUUUUUUUCCAGUUCUUUCUCUCCUUUUCUUUCCCUCACCUUCGCUGUAACGCUGAUUUCCUUUUGUCUUGCUCAGUGUUGUUGUGAAAUUGCAGGGCUCUGAGCACGGAGAGGCUCGGUGAAACUCGAACACUACACUGCGGAGGGUCAGAUCAGCCUGGAGUGGCAAACCUUAAACUUUUGGAUUCAAAUCAAAGAAUUUCACUUUAACCUUAAAGCUGCACUACACACUUUUCUUCUGCGAUGAUUUUAAUGGCAGAUAAAGCGUGAACUCAGCUAUACUCACUUAUAGGAAAAAGAAUUCCUUUAUUUUUUGGUUGAAGUGUCAAAUGAUGGCUCAAAUUCUCAGUUUCAAGUUUUAAAAAAGCAGAAAAAACACAGAAUAUAUAUUUGCAGCUUCUACUUUUAGGAGAUUUCGAUUAAUUGUGCAGCCCGACUAGAAAUCUUUUGACUUGUGGCUAAAAUGAAACAUAUUUAACAUGCACGCGUCACCCCACAUGGUUAACAUGCACAUUGUCUGAGCUCUGUGUAGUUUAAUGGUGGACAGCCUCUCCAUGCCCCAGCCCAUCUUCCUGUAUAUGUCAUUACUACUUGACUGUGCCUGCUACGGUGGGAUAGGAAUGUACUGGAUAUGUAAAUAUAGAGGCACACUGUGUUUGUAUUAUCGGCUGACAAAGACAUGUAUCUGAAUGAGUCAACAAUUGUACCAUAUAACCCUCCUCCUCCUCCUCCUCCUGCUUUUUCUCCGCUGAGUACUGUGAAUUACUACGUCUCAUUAUUGUGAAUAAUAAUGUAUUUAUUUAUCAGGAGUGUAAUUGGCUCUGCAGAGAAUUUUAAUUGAGAAUAGAUUACAUCGUCCAUCUCAGGUUGUAGUGAAUAGGAUACAAGAAAAAAAAAAAGAUAUACUAACUUCUCAGCGCACACUAACAAGUCUACUAUCAAGAGAGCAAACCAACAGCUGCUAUCUAUGUAGCCUCACUCAAUGGAGAUCCUGAAUGAUGUUAUAACCUGUAGCAGAGUAGAAGUAGAGAGAAGUGUGGAUGUCAUUUUAUCCGGUGACCUGAUUUGGCAUGAGUAACGUUUCUAUAAGUGACAUUUUCGAGGAGUUCUGUUCCAAAAUGAGAUAUCCACUUGCUGAAAAACAAUCACACCUACGGCGACACCGUCGUUUUUAGACGUCUGUUUACAAACAACAACAAAAGUAGUUUGGAAGAUUCAUACAUGGGAUAAUACAGAUUUAUUUCAGAUAUUCCUUUUUUUUCUUUUUCUUUUCAAAGUGGAUAAACAGCAUUUUGGAAUGAGGCUCAAUGCAAGAAAUAAUCUACACAAUGAUUCUUUGUUUGCUUGUCCAGUUUAUUGGAAACAGAACUGCCAAGUUUUCAUCUGUUAAACCCCUCGAGUGAAAUAAAAAGGCAUAGUUGAAUUAAAUAAAGCAUUUGUGAUUGACAUGAGAAA
Dicentrarchus labrax (European seabass) is the source of this 3837-nucleotide messenger RNA. It is a transcript of the gene fam117ba, whose product is annotated as family with sequence similarity 117 member Ba. The annotation marks the transcript as partial. NCBI's taxonomy places the organism in Eukaryota, Metazoa, Chordata, Actinopteri, Moronidae. The transcript is spliced from 8 exons. The record is from RefSeq and is a predicted model, not a curated record.